This is a messenger RNA of Coregonus clupeaformis (lake whitefish), 3417 nucleotides long. RefSeq names its product golgin subfamily A member 6-like protein 2. NCBI's taxonomy places the organism in Eukaryota, Metazoa, Chordata, Actinopteri, Salmoniformes, Salmonidae. Gene Ontology annotation, biological process: nuclear migration. The record is from RefSeq and is a predicted model, not a curated record. Gene Ontology annotation, molecular function: actin filament binding. Gene Ontology annotation, cellular component: cytoplasm; nuclear outer membrane; meiotic nuclear membrane microtubule tethering complex. The transcript has 10 exons. The annotation marks the transcript as partial.
GUUGACUGAGGCUUACAGUCUGCAGCUGCAGCCGGUUGCAUCUGAUGCAGUUGAAGAGAAUCUGCUGGGUUCAGUGUUCGGCUCAGACAGAGCAGAGAGUCUAAUGACCGAGCUCAAUGCCACCGUGAGGAACAGGGAGUUACUGCACAGCCAGCUGCUGCAGAGGAAAGGAAGACUGCAGGGUUUGAUCUCAAGGACAAAGGACUUUGGGGACACCUACGAGUCAAUCAGGAACAAGCUGACCCUGCUGAGGAACAGGCCCGACUCAACGAACGGCCUCGCAGGCACAGAUAUACUGGCCAAGAAGAGCCAUUCAGACCAGCUACGGGUGAUCAAGAAGGACUUGAAGGACUGUGAGGCCCACAUCACAGCUCUGGAGACUCUGGUGUCAUCUAGCUCCGCUAACAGGACCCAGUUUGAGAUGCUGUACGGGGACUGGAGGAUCCUUUACAAGGCCAUCAGGGUGAAGGUGAAGGAGAGUGAGGAAUGCACCGGGGAGCACGAGAGUUUCCUCGAGAGCCUGCUGAACGUGGAGAAGUGGCUGAUGAUUAUGAGGCAGAAGCUGGAGUCCUACCGCAGUUCUGCUGGGAAGUGGAGCGUGGACAACAGACAGCACGAGGCUGAGAGGGCACUAGGUGAGUUCCCAGAGAAGGAGCUGCAGCUGCACCAGACAGAGGUGCAGGGCCAGGGGGUGCUGGAGAGGACCUCUGAAGAGGGCCGGGUGCACAUCCUCAGGGACAUGAAGCACCUGAGGGAGUCCUGGAUGGCCCUCCAUGACCUCAGCCUCAACCUCUUCAGGCUGCUGAAUGGGCACAGCUCUGAGGACCCUGACUCAGACACCCAGAGGGAGAUGGUGAGAAGCCAGGCUGGGGAGAGGCCAGGCCCAGCCAGGGAGCUUUUUCCUGGGGAGGGAGGAGACAUGAUCAAGGGUAGAGGCUCCAGCAGCAGUAGGGAGGGUGCUCCAGAGGGAUCCCCAGGAGAGGGCCAUGGGGUCUGGCUCUCUCAGAGCUCUGGGGUGGGGGCUGUGAGAGGGGGAAGAACAGGGUCAGGAGGAAGGGUGGAGCAAGGGGAAGGAGGGGAGAGUUGUGGAGCAGAAGAGGGUAUUUGGGUCGAGGGAGGGUUCGAGGGCAGUGUGGAGGGUAUGGAUCUCUCUGAACAUGGGGAGAGACAGGGCAGUGAUCGACAGACUCUUGGUCAACAACUGAGUCCUAUGACGUUAACCUUGGGGGGCAGUCAGAGACGAGCACAGGACAAUGUGAGUGGAAGCAGGGACAGGGAAAGGGAAAGGGAGAAGGAGAGGGGUGGCGGUGAGCACAGCCUGGGUGUAGAGGAGGUGGACUCCAUCGUUUGGAGAGGGGGGUACGGUCAGGGAGGAGAGGAGGAGACCAGAGAGGGAACCACAGGGAUGACAUCAGGCCACACAGGAGGCAGAAGCACCCAGGGUGGAGGAGGAGGGGUGGUGGUGGGGGGCUCUGGGUCCAGGAGUAGCGGGUUAGUGGGGGACUCUGGCUCCAGGGUUAGCGGUUCUGGCUCCAGGGUUAGUGGGUUAGUGGGGGACUCUGGCUCCAGGGUUAGUGGGUUAGUGGGGGACUCUGGCUCCAGGGUUAACGAUUUAGUGGGGGACUCUGGCUCCAGGGUUAGCAGUUCUGGCUCCAGGGUUAGCGGGUUAGUGGGGGACUCUGGCUCCAGGGUUAACGGUUUAGUGGGGGACUCUGGCUCCAGGGUUAGCGGUUCUGGCUCCAGGGUUAGCGGGUUAGUGGGGGACUCUGGCUCCAGGGUUAACGGUUUAGUGGGGGACUCUGGCUCCAGGGUUAGCGGUUCUGGCUCCAGGGGUAGUGGUGUGGUGGGGGUGUCUGGGUCCAGCAGUAGCGGGCGGACAGAGGAGUGGGUGGACGAGCAGAGGUCCAGAGGGAUGGCUGAACCCCUGGCCAUGGAGGUAGACAUUGGGUUAGGGUCAGGCUCAGGGCUAGGGCACGGCAGCAGAGGCAACUACGAAGAGGGAACAGGUGAAAUGAGAGACCACAGUGGAGGGGGAGGGGGACACCUGCGACACAGAGGCUCCUUCCCAUCUAUCAAGACCAGGAUGGAAGAUUCAGUCAUGGAGGGUUACACUCUGUCAUCCCAGCAAGGCUCUGCUAGAAAAACCUCUGGAGGGCUACAGGGCUCAUGUCACCACACCACGGCAAGUGUUGGGGCAACCCUGAGUGUAGGGGACUAUGAGGACAGGAGGAGGGAGUUUGAGGCCUGGCUACGAAAGGAGAACGAUACACUCUCAGGGAUUCUCAACACAGAGGGACCGUUGAGCACCAAAGAACUCAAGAUCAGGCAGAACACACUCAUGUCCUUGCGGUCCAGUGUGGACUGGGGUCAGGAGCAGUUCCAGCUACUGCUGAUGGCUUGGCCUGUAGCCGGGGCCAGGGCUGACCGUGGGGCUGAGGAUGUGGGCAUGGAGGAGAUACGUUAUCGCUGGAUGAUCUACAAGUCCAAACUGAAGGACGUUGGAGACCUCAAGGCCCUGUUGAAUGUCAAGCAGGGUGCUGUUGGACGAGAGGAACACACCAGGACAGCUAAGAAGAAGACUCCAGGCCUGCUGUACCGUGUGUGUUGGGUGGCCCUGCCCCUCUGGCUCCUGCUGUUGGCUCUACUCCUCUUCGCAUUCUUCCUGCCCUGGAUGGACGAAGGCUCCAGCUGCUCUCUGUCCAACAACUUUGCCCGCUCCUUCAACAUCAUGCUCCGCUACGACGGACCUCCACCCACAUAGGAGAGGAGAUAUAGGAUUAUGAAGUCCAUUCCGCUUCACCCUCGAUCCAUUCUGUGUGUGUGUGUGUGUGUGUUAGUUUGGGUCAGUUAGUGUGUGAGUGCGUUUCUGCUGUAUGUGUGGGUUGGUGACCUCAGCUGUUUCCACCUGUUCCUUUUGAUUCAAGCUGUUCUCCAUUCUGCAACUCACAUGGUCAGGCCAAUUCAGCUCCCCUAUCACUCAGGCAGGCAGCACUUCUAUCCAUCCAUCCAUCCAUCCGCAGAGCGCUCCACACUCCUAUUCACAGUACCACGGUAGCUAAUGGCCACCAAACAGUUGUUGGAGUAGAGAGCGGAGAUGAUGUGGGAUAAGGAGGUGGAUUUUUAUUGCCUUUAUUUAAAGGGUGAAAUUAUGCUUACAUGGUCUUAGAAAAUAACUGCGUAUGAUCGAUCAUAUACCAAAAAUACCUAUCAUGGCUUACUAGCGUUUUAAAGACUGGUGUGGAUGUGGAUAAUACUUUUAAACUGCUUUUAACCCUCACAAAUUACGUUAUGCUUUUUUUCCUUUUUGCAUGAUUGUAAGAUGUUUUUAAAGCUUUAUUUUUAACCUGUACAGUCGUGGUCAAAUGUUUUGAGAAUGACACAAAUAUUAAUUUUCACAAAGUCUGCUGCCUCAGUUUU